UUUCUUGCUACGAAAAUCCCCCCCAAAUCUCUUUCCGAGCUCCUCCGCCGUACUCCCCGCCGCCAUGGGCAUAAAGGGUUUAACGAAGCUUCUCGCCGACAACGCCCCCAAGGCCAUGACGGAGCAAAAGUUCGAGAGCUAUUUCGGGAGGAAGAUCGCCAUCGACGCCAGCAUGAGCAUCUACCAGUUCCUCAUUGUUGUGGGAAGGACAGGAAUGGAAACCCUUACCAAUGACGCUGGUGAAGUUACGAGUCACUUGCAAGGGAUGUUCAACCGGACGAUAAGAUUGCUUGAGGCCGGAAUAAAGCCUGUGUAUGUUUUUGAUGGUCAUCCACCAGAUUUGAAGAAACAAGAGCUUGCAAAGAGGUUCUCAAAAAGGGAGGAUGCCACCAAGGAUUUGAGUAUAGCAAUAGAGGCUGGAGAUAAGGAGGGUAUUGAAAAGUUUAGCAAAAGGACUGUAAAGGUUACAAAGCAACACAAUCAAGACUGUCAACGACUUCUAAGAUUGAUGGGUGUGCCUGUCAUUGAGGCACCUUCUGAAGCAGAAGCGCAGUGUGCAUCACUUUGCAAAAGUGAUAAGGUACAUGCUGUGGCAUCCGAGGAUAUGGAUUCACUAACUUUUGGGGCACCAAGGUUUCUUCGCCACUUAAUGGAUCCAACCUCCAAAAAAAUCCCUGUGAUGGAAUUUGAAGUCUCAAAGGUACUGGAGGAGCUAGAACUCACCAUGGACCAAUUCAUCGACUUGUGCAUUCUUUGUGGAUGUGACUACUGUGAUAGUAUCAAAGGUAUUGGGGGACAAACAGCGUUGAAGCUUAUCUCUAAGCAUGGUUGCAUAGAAAACAUAUUGGAGAACAUAAACAAAGAAAGGUAUCAAAUACCUGAGGACUGGCCAUAUCAAGAAGCUCGGCGCCUGUUUAAAGAGCCUACUGUGUCUCAAGAAUUUGCAGAGCUCAAAUGGACUGCUCCAGAUGAGGAGGGCAUUGUGGACUUUCUGGUGAAAGACAAUGGUUUCAACCAUGACCGAGUAAUAAAGGCAAUAGAAAAGAUUAAAGCAGCAAAGAAUAAAUCCUCCCAAGGGCGAUUGGAAUCCUUUUUAAGCCAGUUGUGAGUGCAUCCAUGCCUCUUAAACGGAAGGACAUGUCUUAUUAUCAAGUUAAAGCUUCUUUUACAAAUGAGUACGCAAGCUAGAACUGACCACUCCAUGCUCUCCGUGAUACCUGGGUAACAGAAAAACAAAUGCACACUUGGCGCUCCCAGACCAGCACUCAAGUGUAGGAUGUUCACUCUGCAAGUCUGUAUGAGCUCGCGCACCAAUAUUGGCAGAUUAAAACAGCCAAUUUCAGGGAUGCAAUUCAGAAAUUGUGAGCCGAUAUCGGGCAUCUGUUUCAGCAAAUGAUGCCGACAAAAUUCUAGUGAUCCUUAGGAGUAACUGAUGAAUUGUUGGAUCUUAUAUGUUAAGACUAAAAUUUGUAAAGAACAUCCUUGCAUGGGAAAUUCCUAUAGCAUCUUCUGCAGUACAAACAUAUGUAGCUAGUUGGAUUAUGUAAUUAUAAUCUUUGUCACUCAAAGUGUGAGGGCUCGGUCUACUUGAUCGGCCCA
Messenger RNA from Phoenix dactylifera (date palm), 1599 nucleotides. Its product is annotated as flap endonuclease 1. NCBI's taxonomy places the organism in Eukaryota, Viridiplantae, Streptophyta, Magnoliopsida, Arecales, Arecaceae. The record is from RefSeq and is a predicted model, not a curated record. Gene Ontology annotation, molecular function: DNA binding; 5'-flap endonuclease activity; 5'-3' exonuclease activity.